AUGCCGGCCGCCACCGUUAAUGGGUACACCGACGGUGUGAGCGCAGCGCAAGCAACUAAGGUGUCUUACUUUGUCGACCCAAAGUCAUCUUUGAAUCGCCUCAAUGCCAGUCGUCUCGGCGGUAACGCGCAACCCGAACGGUUGUGUAACGCAUCUUGCCCUUCGCUGCUCCUCCCUGCCGCUGCCUGCCUUGCAACACCCCCUGCUGCUGUUCCGCACUCUCCUCCUCUCCCUCCAUGCAGCAGCACUCCACUCCCUCUUUCCACUUCCCACCUCCCCACCCUCCCCUCCCCCCCUUCCCCUCCCCCUCCUUCCACACCCAUUAUUCUCCCACUCCCCACCUCCCCCCCUUCCAUCCACACACCCACCUUCAUUACCCCCUUCCCUCUGACUGCAACCCCUCUCCUGCAUCCGCCAUCCCCAUCACCCAUCCGCCAUAUCCCAUCCCCCAUCUGCCAUCCCCCCAUCCGUCGUCCCCCAUCCCCCAUCCGCCAUCCUCUAUUUGCCAUCCCCUAUCCUCCCCUAUCCGCCAUCCCUCCCCUAUCCGCCAUCCCUCCCCUAUCCGCCAUCCCUCCCCUAUCUGCCAUCCCUCCCCUAUCUGCCAUUCCUCCCCUAUCUGCCAUCCCUCCCCUAUCUGCCAUCCCCCACCUGCCAUUCCCAUCCGCUUUCCCUUAUCCCCCAUCCCAACCCCCCCCAUUCUCUUGCAAUGACAUGCGGCCGUGCCAGACGCCGGCCCUCAUGCAACGAGCUGCAGUGCAGCAAGGUGCAGGUGGAGGGCAGGCAAAGGUCGCCCUUCCCCAGUCUCCCCCUCGUUCCCCCCGCACACCUCCAAAUCCCACCACUUUCUCCCCGCCCCGCCCCGCCCCCAACCCGCGCCGGCCUUCAUGCAACGAGCUGCAGUGCAGCAAGGUGCAGGUGGUGCCAUGGAGGGGAGGGGAGGGGCGCACGGCAAUGGAAAAGGCCGAACGGGACAGGAGGGCUGAAGGGGGUGAUGGAGGGGAGCGGGGUUUGGAAAGCAGCGGGUGGGUGGCAGGUGAAGGGCGCGAGGAUGAAGAGGUGGAAGGUGGAGCGCGUGAGGAUGAGGAGAUGGCAGGCGCUAUGAGUGCUCUUGGCUUGCCAGUGCAGUUCAGCGGAGGGGCGCGGACUGUGCAGUCAGCACAGGAAGUUAAGCAGGGCGGCGGCAGCGGCGGUGAUGGUGGCGGCGGUGGUGGUGGUGGUGGUGGUGGUGGUGGUUCUGGUGGGGCUCGUGGAGGGAAGAAGAAGAGGCAGGGGAGGAGGAGGGGAGAUGGGCAGGCAACAGCAGAGUGCGCUCCAGAUGCAGGGGUAGAGCGCGGUGCGGAGGGCGUGGCAGGGGUGGGUGCAGCGAUAGCAGUGGAGGGUGGUGCAGAUGCAACAAGGCAGGCUGCUGCUGAUGAAAGGGAUCUCACAGGGUCAGCGGCGGAGAGUGCUGCAGGAAUGGCAGUGGUCGGGAGCGGUGCAGAGGCAGUGGUGGGUGGCACGGGGACAGCAGCACGGGGUACUGCAGAGGCAGAAGUAAUGGCUGUCAGUGAAAUAGUGGCAGAGAGUGGUGCUGAGCAGAUGGGGGGAGAGCAGAUGGGGGGAGAGCAGAUGGGGGGAGAGCAGAUGAGGGGAGAGCAGAUGAGGGGAGAGCAGAUGAGGGGAGAGCAGAUGAGGGGAGAGCAGAUGAGGGGAGAGCAGAUGAGGGGAGAGCAGGUGGGGGGAGAGCAGGUGGGGGGAGAGCAGGUGGGGGGAGAGCAGGUGGGGGGAGAGCAGGUGGGGGGAGAGCAGGUGGGGGGAGAGCAGGUGGGGGGAGAGCAGGUGGGAGAGCAAUCACUGGAAGGACUGACAGCGGGAUGGCAGGCAAUGGAAGGGCAAGCAGAAGGGGUAUCGUAUGUGGUGGCGGAGGAGGGAGCAUGGCAGGCGGUGUGGGAGCCGCUGUCCCACGGCGUGUACUUCUGCAAUGCUGCUGCCGCCCUCACCCAGUGGCACCCGCCAGACCACGGCGAGGGGUGUGGGCUCGCAUGCUGGGUGGGAUGGACGCCUGAACAGGCUGUAGGAGUGCAGGCUGUAUCUGCAGAGGGAUAUUCCGCACAGGCAGAAGCGGAGAAGGUCUUACUUGAGCCGGCUGUAGCAGAGGGGGCUGUAGCAGAGGAGGCUGUAGCAGAGGGGGCUGUAGCAGAGGGGGCUGUAGCAGAGCAGGCUGUAGCAGCGGGGUAUGAGAAGUACUGGCAGCAGCGGUACGGGCUGUUCUCACGGUUCGACGAGGGCGUCCUAUUGGAUGCUGACGCGUGGCCCCUUGUCACCCCUGAGGCUAUUGCCGCCCACCAUGCUGCCAUGUGCGCUGCUGCAGUGGAUUGUGAUGAUGCCACGUGUGCAGGGGGUUAUGCUGCCACGUCAGCAGGAGGUGGUGGUGCUGGCACGUUGGCAGGAGAUAGAGGCACCACUUGUGCCGAAGAUGGUGCUGCCACGCAUGCUGGUGCCACGUGUGCUGGCCACUCUGCACCUCUAAGUUCAGAGGAAGUGGUUCUAGAGAAGAGGGGGGUCCAAGUAAAAGCGGGGGAGGUAGAGGGGAAGGAAGGAGGGGAGGGAAAGGUGAACAGGGAACGUGAGGCGAUGGGCAGACAGGGAGGAGAAGAGGAACCAAAAAGUGGUUUUCUGGACGAAGGGAGGUGUGGGAAUGGAACACACGAAGAGAUUUGUGAGCGUGCUGCAGGCAUGAUGAGGGUUCCAGCAGGUGUGGCGGGUGCAGCAGGUGUGGCGGGUGCAGCAGGUGUGGUGGUGGAUGCCUUUUGUGGGGUGGGCGGCAACACCAUCCACCUCGCCAAGCUCUGCUCCCACGUGCUGGCCGUUGACAUGAGUCUUCCGCGCCUGGCCAUGCUGCAACACAACGUCGCCCUAUACGGCGACCACCUGCCCCACCGGGUGGAUACGCUCUGUGCCGACUUCCUUUCCAUUGCGCCGUGGCUUAAGGCUGAUGUGGUCUUCCUGUCCCCCCCAUGGGGCGGCCCGGAGUAUCUGGACCAAUCAGAGUACAACAUAUGGACCAUGCUGCAGCCAGUCAGCGCCUCUGCACUGCUGCAGCUAUCACUGAGCAUCGCCCCCUCAGUGGCCAUGUACCUGCCUCGCAACACUCCCAUGCACCACCUGGAGCAACUCGCUCGCUCCGUCACGCCUUCAGGUCCCUGUCUGGUGCGUCACUUGUGA
Closterium sp. Naga37s-1 is the source of this 3204-nucleotide messenger RNA. The record is from the annotation of a GenBank genome assembly. NCBI's taxonomy places the organism in Eukaryota, Viridiplantae, Streptophyta, Zygnematophyceae, Desmidiales, Closteriaceae.